Alternaria burnsii is the source of this 2001-nucleotide messenger RNA. Its product is annotated as poly polymerase 2 adp-ribosyltransferase 2. Bases 1 to 2001 code for a protein of 666 amino acids. The transcript has 6 exons. The record is from RefSeq and is a predicted model, not a curated record. Lineage: Eukaryota; Fungi; Ascomycota; Dothideomycetes; Pleosporales; Pleosporaceae. Gene Ontology annotation, molecular function: NAD+ poly-ADP-ribosyltransferase activity.
AUGGCUCGCAAAGCUGCGCAGAAAGCCCCUGUGGCCUCUCCCCUUGAUGGAUGUACCGUCGCCGCGUCUGGUCGCUUCCCCAGUGGAGUAACUCAAUCGGCACUACAGGCGCGUCUAACGUCACUCGGCGCCACAUUCGCGUCAAGCGUAUCAGCAGACACGACCCAUCUCAUCGCAACUGAGAAAGAUUUUGAGAGCAAUUCUACCAAAGUCAAGGCUGCAGCCGCACACAACGUGCCAGUUGUCACGCUUCAUUGGCUCGAUGAAUGCGAAACGACAGAUUCCAAGUUCGAUGAGUCGCCAUAUCUGCUGUCUUCUGCUGCUGUGGCACCAGCCCCAGUCCCUGCUCAGAACGGGUCGAAGAAGCGCGCAGCGUCAUCUGCCUCACCACCUGCAACUGCGCCGGCGGAGACUAAGAAGCCCAAAAUCAAGGAAGACGCGAAAGUCGGCGAUGGCCAAAAUGCUAAAUCCAAGCAAAUUGCCAUUUCUGUAGACGAGUUCUGCCCUCUAGCCAACUACCAAGUCUAUAUCGACAACAGCGAUGGCACCAUCUACGACGCGUCACUCAAUCAAACAAACUCAGGCGCAAACAACAACAAGUUUUACAAAGCCCAGAUUCUCACUAAUGGCACCAAAUAUCAAACCUGGACACGAUGGGGACGUGUCGGUGAUCGUGGUCAAAUGAAAAUGCUCGGAAACGGAAGUUUUGACGACGCCAUGAGGGAGUUUGAGAAAAAGUUCAAGGACAAAUCUGGUCUCAGAUGGGCAGACCGUGGCGACGAGCCAAGAGCUGGCAAAUAUGCUUAUGUGGAGCGAUCCUACAACCCUGACUCGGACGACGACGAAGAUGAUGCUGACGCUGGCACUGCUUCCGGAGACAUGGACACCAAUGAUAGCGCUCCACCUGCUGAAAGCACCUUGUCUCGUCCCGUCCAGGAUCUCAUGAAGCUCAUUUUCAAUCAAGACUACUUUAACGCAACCAUGAGUGCGCUCAACUACGAUGCCAACAAGCUCCCACUAGGCAAGCUGAGCAAAGGUACUAUCGCUCGUGGUUUCCAAGCACUGAAGGACCUUUCGGUGUUGAUCGACAACAACGAUGCUACGUCUAGAGACGAGGUGGAACGCCUGUCAAACCAAUACUUCUCCAUCAUUCCCCACGCGUUCGGUCGUAAUCGUCCACCAGUCAUUCGAGACAUCAAUCUGCUUAAGAAGGAGAUUGAGCUACUCGAGAGUCUUUCGGACAUGAAGGAGACGGCUGCUAUGCUCAAGGAUCAAUUGAAGGACAAGAGCGACGUCAACAAGCUUGACAAGCAAUUCCAGGGAUUGGGCAUGAACGAGAUGUCGCCUCUGGAUCACAAGAGCCGCGAGUUUGUCGAGAUCGACGAGUAUCUCAACAACUCAAAGGGCAAGACGCACAAUGUCAGCUACAAGGUCCAAGAAAUCUUCCGCAUUGAACGUCAAGGAGAAUUUGAACGCUUCGAUAAGAGCAAGUACUCGAAAAUUGCCAGCAAUCGUCGUCUACUCUGGCACGGAUCUCGUGUUACAAACUAUGGUGGUAUUCUGGGUCAAGGUCUCAGGAUUGCCCCACCUGAAGCUCCCGCCACUGGAUAUAUGUUUGGCAAAGGUAUCUACCUUGCGGAUAUGUCUUCCAAGUCCGCCAACUAUUGUGCUUCAUACAAUUCCGGAGGUACUGCUUUGCUUCUCCUCUGUGAAGCUGAACUUGGUAACCCCAUGCACGAGCUUACCGAUGCAUCGUACACUGCUGGAGAGGAUGCUAUCAAGAAGGGCAUGUACAGCACGUUCGGUAUGGGACAGACAGGUCCGAGUAAAUGGAAGGAUGCAAGUUGCAUGAACCCAGCCUUGAAGGGUUGCAUGAUGCCUGACGUAUCAACACCGCCUGGUCCUACCAACGUACCCAACGCGUACCUGCAGUAUAACGAGUACAUCACCUAUGAUGUUGCGCAGGUCAAGCUUCGCUACCUACUCCGCGUUCAGAUGUAG